Messenger RNA from Balearica regulorum gibbericeps (East African grey crowned-crane), 932 nucleotides. NCBI's taxonomy places the organism in Eukaryota, Metazoa, Chordata, Aves, Gruiformes, Gruidae. The record is from RefSeq and is a predicted model, not a curated record.
CAUUCAACCUGUGUAUGGAGCACAGCAUCCUCCGCUGGAUCCCCGGCUCACUAAAAACUUCAUCAAGGACCGCUCCAAGGCCAAUGCGCUGCCUAUGAAAAGCAAGAAGGCCUCCAGCUUUCACGAGUUUGCCCGCAACACCAGUGAUGCCUGGGACAUCGGUGAUGAUGAAGAUGAGGACUUCUCUUCAUCUUCUUCCUCUUUGCAAACUCUGAACUCUAAAGUGGCCAAGGCCGCAGCAGCUCAGGUUCUGGAGAACCACAGCAAGCUGCGGGCGAAACCUGAGCGGGCUCAGUCUGCCCUCAGCGACAUGCCCACCAACUGCAAAGUCAUCAAGUCCAGCAGCGAGGCCCAGCUCUCCAGGACAUCUGAGGAGGCCUGUGUGCGGAACCCCCUUCAGAAGCAGCAGUCCCUUCCCCUUCGGCCCGUCAUUCCACUUGUCGCCCGGAUCUCUGACCAAAAUGCUUCAGGUGCUCCCCCCAUGACAGUGAGGGAGAAAACUCGCCUGGAGAAGUUUCGGCAGCUCCUUUCCAGCCACAACACGGACCUGGAUGAGCUGAGGAAAUGCAGCUGGCCUGGUGUGCCCAGAGAGGUCCGGCCCGUGACGUGGCGUCUCCUCUCAGGUUAUCUCCCUGCAAACAUGGAGCGGCGAAAGUUGACUUUGCAGCGCAAGCGGGAGGAAUACUUCGGCUUCAUCCAGCAGUAUUACGAUUCCCGGAACGAGGAGCACCAUCAAGACACCUACCGACAGAUCCACAUUGACAUUCCAAGGACCAACCCGCUCAUCCCCCUUUUCCAGCAGCCACUUGUCCAGGAGAUCUUUGAAAGAAUCCUGUUUAUCUGGGCCAUUCGACACCCAGCCAGCGGCUAUGUACAGGGAAUCAAUGACCUGGUCACUCCGUUCUUUGUUGUGUUCCUCUCUGAGUAUGUUG